Messenger RNA from Danaus plexippus (monarch butterfly), 1258 nucleotides. RefSeq lists its product as uncharacterized. Gene Ontology annotation, molecular function: transmembrane monodehydroascorbate reductase activity. Lineage: Eukaryota; Metazoa; Arthropoda; Insecta; Lepidoptera; Nymphalidae. The record is from RefSeq and is a predicted model, not a curated record. Bases 56 to 826 code for a protein of 256 amino acids. The transcript is spliced from 4 exons.
GUUCUCAUUUCUUAAAACGUGCAAGAGAAGCUAGUGCAAAAAAACAUAGACUAAAAUGAAUCCGAACCCUAUUGAUGUUGGGAAUAACGGGGAUCCUGAGGGAAAAGUUUCCGAAUCAGAAUUUGUAAACCGGAUGCCGGAGAUCUCAUCUAAUGAGGGGAGUUAUGGUUUAAAAAUUUUUCGAUCCUCGCUUAAUAUACUAGCGCAUAUAUUAAUCGGUAUAACGGUUGGAAUAUCACUUCUUUUCUCAUUCAGAAGAGGCACAUUACCUCUGGGAACAACGAUGCUGCAUAUUGUAUUGUGUGUGAUUGGUUUCCAAUUACUUAUGUCAGAAGCAAUUUUAUCAUUGUGUCCUUACAAUGGAUGGUCAAAUUAUUUACGCUUAGCAGAUAAGAAGAGAGCGCACACCAUUCUACAAAUCGUUGGAUCAGCUCUAGCCCUUGCUGGUUGUUUUAUUAUGGUCUUAGCAAAAAGUGUGAAUUUUAACACCUUGCAUGGACAAUUUGCCCUGGUUGCAAUGGUAUUCACAGUAGCGAGUCUGUUUAACGGCUUAACUUCCUGGUAUGCUUUCGAAUUACGGAAGUGUCUUCCAGGAAAUUUAUCCAAGAUCACGCACAUUGUUUUUGGUAUUGUUGCCUAUGCGAUGUCUGCCAUUUCAUUAUGCUAUGGAUUUAAUAAAGGGUCCUUUAAAAACUGGGCCUCACCACCCUUUACAUAUACUAUCAUAGCAUUCACUGGCUGCUUUACACUAAUUUGUAUUAUUACUCCAAUUUUUACCUUCUUUGAAAAAUCUAUAGGAUGCUUGAGAAGGAAUAUGAGAGGAUAGGGGAGGCUCGAACGACAUAUAAGCAGUUGUCAGAGGAGAUCAGGACUUUUUUUGUGUGACAGAUUAAUCGAUCGUGGUUUUUCGAAGUGUGUUUAAAUCUUUCGUUUGUGUUAUAUUCAGAUUUCAUUUCACGAUAAAUUUAAAUCGAUAUAGUUAAAAGUUAUUAAUUUAAAAUUGUCUUUAGUUUUAUGUGAAUUUAAUAAAUUAAUAUUGAAAUUGUAUCGAAUAUUACUUUUAAAAGUCAAUUCUGAUGUUUUUUUCUAAGAAUGUAUAUAGCUAUUCUGAUCUGCUUAUGUCGCCACUAACAUAAUUAAAAUUUAAACAAUGUUAUGAUUUGUAAGUCAUUAAGAUAAUGUUUAUACAUAAUAUUCAUAACAGUUGUGAUUUUAUCAAUCAAUAAAUAAUGUUAGCAAUAAAAUUUUACGACAUGGA